CACCUUCCGUCCGGCUGCUCCAGCUCCACCACAUUAAAACUCACACGGAAAGAGAGAGAAAGAUGGAGUUUUAUGAAGAUAACACUCUCUGACCUUCUUGUCUUAUCACAAACAAAUCUCUCACGUUCCUUUUUACUCAUCCAAACCUAUUCUCUAUCUCUUCUCCAUCACCAUCUCUUUACUGUAUGGGUUGCCGAGAUAUUCUGCUGACUUUCUCCGUCGCCCUCUUACUCAUCUCUCUGUUCCAGAUCUGGCUUUUCCGGGAAGGACAAGUCCGGGAACUGUCAGAAGACAACCAGGUUGGAAAAGACGUAAACACCCUCGCCUCCAAGAACAAGAAGGAUAAUGUUCAACGUAUCUUCCAUAGGUACUUCAAGGGUCUAAACAAUAGCAACAGUCGCUUUGAAAAUUCAUACAGACAGAUCCCUAGCUCCCCAGAUCGCCUCCACAACUAGUUAGUUGCUUCUGUUUUUAUAUUCUUUUAUUUUCUUCCAUCCUUUUUAAAAAAUUUAUUGUCAAACUAUAUUUAUUUUCUUACCUCAAUUUGUAUCUUAUGUAUUUCGUAAAUGAGGGCAUUUUGGUUAUUCACAUUUGAAUGACAAUUGUUAGCCGUUGUAUAUAUCAAAAUCGUUUUUUUUUUUUCA
Brassica oleracea var. oleracea is the source of this 644-nucleotide messenger RNA. Its product is annotated as CLAVATA3/ESR (CLE)-related protein 43-like. The transcript has a single exon. The coding region runs from base 186 to 455 and encodes 89 amino acids. The record is from RefSeq and is a predicted model, not a curated record. Lineage: Eukaryota; Viridiplantae; Streptophyta; Magnoliopsida; Brassicales; Brassicaceae.